AUGUCACAAGCGAUCAGCGAGUUUAUAUAUUUCAAGGUCAAGCCUGAGGUCAAGCCUGAGGACCCCGCUAGUGAUGAAGGGGCGGCACUUCUGAGGGUCUUUCGCGCCACUCAACAACAAAGUGGCCAUCAAAGUUCGGCAUGGGGCCGGGCGGUAGAAGACGAGAAUACGCUUGUAUGGGUGGUGGAUACCCAGAGCUGUAUACACCCAUCAGCACCGGCUAAUACUCUACAAUCACCAGACUGGACCGACGCCCGUAGCUCUACAACCGCUGCGCAUCUAGAACCAUUCCUGCUCGACACCCGUCAGCCUCCCACAGCUCUCUAUACAACCCUGAACCCGCCGAUCUCAAGCACAGAUACCCUGACCAAGAACCCGGUCACCGAGCUAUGCUGUCUUCCAUUUGCAAGCAACCUUACGGUGCAUGAGAUGCGGCAGCUGAACGCGGACUUGAUCAGCUUUCGCACCGCUUUGGUUGAGCAGUUGCCCCAGGCGGCGGGUCCACGGUCUUGGACAAUGGGCCAUGUUGAUCGACCAAGUGCGGUGGAGCAUGUGAAGAGCCCGAGCGGCCAUGCGGUAGUGCAUUUCAUAGCUGUAGGAUGGGACAGCGUGGAAGCACAUAAAAGGGCAAAGGAUACCAAGGAGUUUGUAGCAAGUAUCGCGCCGAUUCGGGAGAAGAUGCUGUCCACUGUGCCUGGAUUGGAGAUGAAACAUGUCAGUUUCCAGAAGAUCUAG
Molecule: messenger RNA, 735 nt
Organism: Penicillium macrosclerotiorum
Lineage: Eukaryota; Fungi; Ascomycota; Eurotiomycetes; Eurotiales; Aspergillaceae
Exons: 2
Coding region: 1-735 (244 amino acids)
Source: RefSeq, a predicted model, not a curated record